GCCGUGUACGUGCAGCGCUAGCUGCCUAUAUCUCGCCAGUUCGGUGAGCGUCGCGCGCGACAGCCGACGGGUACCUCAGUGCUGAAGCGUGAGAAGAACACAGUAUGGCAACGCGCUGGUUCUCCAAGAUGGCGUCGUUCGGAAGGAGGCGCGGUGUCCCAGUCAACAGGGAGAGGUCAGUUAAGACUAAAACGGGAGUGAUGGCGGCGGCGGGUGAAUGUUACAUCGUGCAGGAGAUCUACAACGGCGAGAAUGCGCAGGAGCAGUUUGAGUACGAGCUGGAGCAGGCACUGGAGGCACAAUAUCCCUACAUUGUCAUCGAGCCGACGCGCAUUGGCGACGAGACGGCGCGCUGGGUGGCUGUGGGGAACUGCCUGCACAAGACGGCCGUACUAGCGGGCGCCGCGUGUCUCUUUACACCGCUGGCACUGCCUGCUGAUUAUUCUCGCUACGUAGCUCUGCCUGCUGGCGCCCUCAGUCUGGCCUGCGCCGCUCUCUACGGCAUCUCAUGGCAGUUUGACCCGUGCUGCAAGUACCAGGUGGAGUACGACAGCCAGAAGCUCGCGUGUCUCCCGCUGCACACGCUCACCUCAUCCACGCCCGUGGUGCUGGUGCGCCGCGAUGACGUGCACAGAAAGAGACUGCACAACACGAUAGCACUCGCCGCCCUGGCCUACUGCGCCAAGAAGAUCUAUGAACUGUACGCCGUAUGAACGUACAAACACACACACACGUGUACUGAUACGUCAUCUCACACACAUGUACACACGUACACACAUAUACACACACACACUCGCAGGGAGGGAGGUGAGAAGCACUACUAAAUACAAACAGCAGACACAAAUGUGACAGAAAGCCAACCGGCAGAUGGAUGCAGGGACGGAGAGAGCGAUCACCCAGAACGGGAAGAACCUAGCAGCGCUCUCUUCACUCUUUUUCCAUCUGUGCGCUUCAACAGAGGAACAAAGGAACAGAAUACCGGGCGGGAUGGGAGGAUGAAUGGAUGAGAAGACUGUGCAACUGGGGGGGGGGUUAUGGUUUAUUGGAGAAGUAAGGUUCUCUUCCCCUCUUUUUCUGCACUGUUAAGUGACAUCAGCAAUGCGUUUGACAACCCCCUCCCCCCACCUUUUCUCUCCUAGUCCCUCUCUGAGCUCCUGCACCUGCGCAGCGAUUGUCAGAUCGCGACCACGUGGUGGACAGGCGAGCACACGGACAUGUUUUAAGUAUUACUUUGAAGACCUCUCUCUCCCCUCCCCCUGUGUAGUUUUACUGUACCCUGCCUCGGUGCAUCACCUUUUCAUUAAACAGUAGGAGAUUUAACCUCA
Messenger RNA from Ictalurus furcatus (blue catfish), 1325 nucleotides. It is a transcript of the gene tmem11, whose product is annotated as transmembrane protein 11. Gene Ontology annotation, biological process: inner mitochondrial membrane organization. Gene Ontology annotation, cellular component: mitochondrial inner membrane. The record is from RefSeq and is a predicted model, not a curated record. NCBI's taxonomy places the organism in Eukaryota, Metazoa, Chordata, Actinopteri, Siluriformes, Ictaluridae. The coding region runs from base 105 to 713 and encodes 202 amino acids. The transcript has 3 exons.